Molecule: messenger RNA, 759 nt
Organism: Mycetomoellerius zeteki
Lineage: Eukaryota; Metazoa; Arthropoda; Insecta; Hymenoptera; Formicidae
Product: glutathione S-transferase
Exons: 5
Coding region: 73-681 (202 amino acids)
Biological process (GO): glutathione metabolic process
Molecular function (GO): glutathione transferase activity
Source: RefSeq, a predicted model, not a curated record
CCGUGAGUAGUUCUGCAUCGAUUGCUAGAGUUUCGAUUUUACGAGAGGUUGGAUUACAGACUGUGCAAGAAAAUGCCGACGUACAAGCUGAUAUAUUUCGACGUUACCGGCCUUGGGGAGGCAAUUAGGUUCAUGUUAAAUUAUUGCGGUAUCAAAUUCGAAGAUGUUAGAUUUAGCUUCGAUGAAUGGUCGAAGUAUAAACCAAGCAUGCCCAUGGGACAAGUGCCGGUUCUAGAGAUCGAUGGUAAGCAAUAUCAUCAGUCCAGGGCCAUCGGACGAUUCCUCGCUAAGAAGGGCAAUUUAUAUGGAUCCGACGAUUUUGAGGCCAUGGAGAUCGAUGCAACAGUUGAUUCUAUCGAGGACAUUAGACAAGCAAUGACUCUUUAUUAUUGGGAACAAGAUCCCGCCUUCAAAGCGAAACUCAAGGAUACUCUUUUCCAAAAAUUGCCUAACUAUCUUGACAUAUUCGAAGCUCAAAUCAAGAAGAACGGUGGAUAUUUCGUCGGUGGCAAGCUGUCGUGGGCAGAUUUUCUGUGGGCUGCAUAUCAUGACUAUAUGAGCUUUAUUGUGGAAGGGGAUUCAAACAAAAAUCAUCCCGAAUUGAAGAAGUUAGUGGAGAAAGUUCGUACUUUGCCCAAAGUUAAAGCUUAUAUCGAGAAGCGACCUAAGACACAAUUUUAAGUAAAAUGAUUAUAAUAUUAUGCUCUUUUUUGAUUUGUUAAACGUUUUAAUAUUAUUCUUUAAUAACUAUUUUCUACU